GUUGGUCAAAUAAAAUUUCUGAAAAGAAAAUAAUUUAUGAUUUGGAUUGCAGUGACUUUUUUAAGGUAGAAACUGGACUUUCCUUGAACUGUGAAAACAGACAAUUGAAAAUUGAGUCUAUUUUACACCAAAAUCAUUUUUCUUCAAUUAAGUUAAUGGAAACUAAUCAGGUGUUCUGAAAAAAAUGCUACAAAUUUACUAAUAUCUACAUCCAUGCCAUUGUUGAAGACCAUUCGUACUGCCAAUACGAGGUACAUGUUGAAAGCAUGACCAAAGUAAUUGUAGUGAGCAAGUAGAACAGACCAUUGUUCUGACAAGAAUUAUCACAUUCAGGAAAGGAAAAAUUACCAAAGAAAUUCAAGAUAUGGGGUAAAAUCGGAAAAUGCCAGAUAUGAAAUCCACGAAGGGGAGAUGGAUUAAGUACUGGACCCUUUGCUUUCCCCGAUCUGAUAAGAUCAUAAUCUCUACUUAAUGUUAAUGAACCUUGUAUGUUGACAUUCAAUGCAUUUCAUUCUCAUUUUUAACUUUGUAUUUUCACCAGUUGCCGUUGUAACUUUAUUUUAUGCUGUGUAGUUUCCUACAUUCAAAUGUUAUGUAGUAUAGGCGAUCAUCUCAAGAAGCAAACUAUAAUUAUGUUUCACCCUCAGUUUUUUUUCCUACGCAAAAAAAGUUAACGUUUAUCUCUACCACGGAUGUGUAAUGUCUUACAACAUUAAUUCCAACAGCUUUUUCCGCCUCAGGGAUAGACAAACACCUGAAUGGCAAUCUAGACGAAAAGUUGCGGAAUCUCUCUGACCCCGAACCCCUCCCCUUUCCAGUUGUUAAGAGUGGAGUUGAGCAGAUCAGUCCCCUCCGCCCGUUUCUUAUUACUCCUUAUCAAUAUCAGCCCCGUGCAAACAGAUCGGCAGAACGUAAGCAAAGGAUACUUACUGCGAUUAGAGAGAGCGCGUGUGAGAGUGAGAGAGAGGGGCUGGGAUAGCCAUGAAGUUGCAGGCGGUGAUGGAAAACCUGCAGAGGCAGCAGCGUGCGCGCCUCGAGCUCGAGGCCCGGCAACAGCAGAACGAGCAGCAUCACCAGCAACAGCCCCAGUCCUCGCGUGCGCGCCUUCAGCUCCAGGCCCAACAACAACAGCAGCAGCAAAUUCAAAUGGAGCAGCGCGAGCCUCGCAGGCUAACGGCCGAGUUUUCCAACGACAACAAGAUCCUGGUGAUUGCGCAGCAGAGCAUCGCUGCUCAGCAAACAGCAGCACUGGCCGCCAUGAGAGCAGCGGCAGCUGCUGCAGGGGCUGACGUUUCAGCCCAACGCGUUCUCGACGAAGGAGACGAAGAGGAACUGGGUAUGGAACGAGGCGAUAGCCCGAGGCUUUCCGAAACCAGCGAGGCCUUCUCUGGGGGAGAUGAAAUGGAUCGGGGAGAAGAAGAGGAAGAGACUGCGGAGCCGCGUUAUCCCGAUCCUUUAGGGUCCGAGGAAGACAUGGCUGCUGAGGAGGAAGAAGAAUUCGAGGACGAGAUGGCUGAGGAAGGAGGUAGCGGAGUAAAAGAGAGGGGAAUGCACCACUCUGGUGAGGUGCAUCGUUUGCCCGGGCAGCGGCGCCCUAUAACCGGGCUCCCUUGCCAGCCACACCCGCAGAUGCAGCAAGUCCAGGAUCAGGCCGAGUGGACAUAUGAGGAACAGUUUAAACAGCUCUAUGAGCUAGACAAUGAUCCAAGAAGGAAAGAAUUUUUGGAUGACCUUUUCAGUUUCAUGCAGAAGCGAGGAACUCCAGUUAAUCGGAUUCCCAUUAUGGCUAAGCAGGUUCUGGACCUCUACAUGCUCUACGCACUGGUCACUGAGAAAGGAGGCCUAGUGGAAGUCAUUAAUAAGAAGCUUUGGAGGGAGAUUACCAAAGGUCUCAACCUACCCACCUCUAUCACAAGUGCUGCCUUUACACUCAGAACUCAAUAUAUGAAAUACCUUUAUCCAUAUGAAUGUGAGAAGAGAGGACUGAGCUCUCCAAAUGAACUGCAGGUUGCUAUUGAUAGCAAUCGACGAGAGGGUCGAAGACAUGGCUUUGGAUCACCACUUUAUAGCUAUUCUCCUAGUGGAACGUCAUCAGUGUUAUCCUCUCCCAAAUUGCAAGUGCCUACACUAAAUUUGGCAACAACUAAUGGCAGCCCUAUAAAUCAGCUGGUAAAAAUAAAGAAAGAGGAGGAUUCAAUUAUUCCACUGUCUUUGGGAGGCAGAUUACCUGUGUCACUGACUGGUCACCAGGUAGCAGCAGCACAGGCUGCUGCAGCACAGGCUGUAGUUGCUGCACAAGCUACAGCAUUAGAUCAAUUGAGAGAGAAAUUGGAGUCUGGAGAGCCUCCAGAGAAGAAGAUGGUAGUUGGGGUGGAUGAGCAGCAACGGUUGAUGCAACGUGCUAUCCAACAGAAUCUACUUGCCAUGACAGCUCAGAUACCAAUGAACAUCAGAAUCAACAGUCAAGCAGACCGUCAAGAAUCAGCAUUGAACCUUACAACAAAUGGCAUGAGCAGUAUCAGUAUGUCAGUGGAGAUCAAUGGGGUUGUUUACACAGGUGUUCUGUUUGGUCAAGGACCUGGUAUAUCUGGUGCUUCGAGCAUCAAAGGAAAUAACAAGAAUAACAAUUCUCAGGGUACACCUAGCCUGCCUGUACCUCGCACACCUACCUCCUCCUCAUCACAUACUUCAAACAACUCUUCACCAUGAGGCUGCAGCUGUAAUAAUGCCAACUUCAGCAUAGUGCAUCACCACCAACACUUUAAAAGGAGUUCUCAGGCUUUUAACUCUCAAGGAAAGUAACUUUUGAUGACCAGAGGUUUCAAUUGAAUGGCUAAAAUGGCCAACAGUUAAGCAUAAUACAUACUCUGCUUAUAAACUUUCUUGGGUCACUGAAUGAGAUCCAGGAGCAGCUAAAAACUACUAAUACCUCAUAAAUCUACUUAAUCUUUAAUCAAGAUUUAUCAUUGGUUACAUUUUUCUUUUCAGCCAAAUUCAGCAUUUAAAGAAUAUAUGUGUAUUUCCAUGAUGUGCUAUUUUAAUUGAGAUUUAUAAGUGAAUAUUGAUAUUUUUUGAAGGAAAAGAAAAUUUGACUACACCUAUGAGAUUGCUUCUUAGACUUUGGUAUGUUCAGUUACUGCAGAACAAGGAAGGGAUAAGCUAUUUCAAUGUUUAUCCAUUUAUAUCGAUCAUUCUUAUACAUGUAGCAAUACACAAACUUUUACAGUUCAGAUAUUUAUUAUAUACAGUACUUUUUAAUAUAUUUUAAUUUCACAACACAGGACUCUAAUACAGUGGAGCUAUCCUGAGAUCAUUUUUCCUGGCAAAUGUAAUUGGAUCGUGAGGAGCAUUCCAUUCUAAUGAAGAUCUGGACCAUUGUACAUAGCUGUUUGGGGCAGGGGUUUAGGAAAUAGUGAAUUUUAAAUGCUGCUGUUCUACAGUUUCCUUUAGUUCUGAUGUCAUAUGUUUGCACAAAAAUUCAAAGUGCUCACAUUUCUCUCUUAAAUGCAUCAGUGCUGAGAUGACAAGUUCUUCAUAUAUUAUUCAUUAAAAUUCCUUAAAAUGACAAAAUAACUGAUCUGACAUUUUUAGCUCUCAUUUUUGGCUUGACAUGCUGUAAUAUUAGUGUGUUCAUUUUUAAAAUUGCAUUUUGAUAAGGCAGGAUAGAAUUCUGCUUGCUGAUCUCCCUAUAUUUUGCCACGGAAGUGAAAGCAAAAUAAUUUACUGUCUGCCGCUAAAUACAGAUGAUUUUUUAAAAAGAUAAAUGUGAUGACUGUUUUCAAAAUGUAUUAAGGACAUCUUAAGUAAAGUCUGGGUAUAACUUUAAUUGUGAAACAUACCUCAAUUAAAGUUGUGAAACAUACCUCAAUUAAAGCAUUAGAUGACAAUAAACAUUAUAACAUUAAAAAUAUAUAAUAUCUGUCAUCACCAGCUUUUUGCAGACAUUGAUUAAUAAGUUGGAACUUAAGUGUUCAUGAAUAGUAUUUGAUUUGCUAGGCAUUGAUCUUCAUUGAGCUCCACUGCAUUUAUUAUAGUAUUUAACGUGACAUUUGAAGUAAAAUUUUUAUACAGAAUCAACUUUGUGUUCAUACUGUGAAAAUACACAAUUUUAGAGUGUAAACUGAUGCAUCACCAUUGAAACAGGUAUUUUGGAAAAACUAUUCUGCUUGAAGUUAUAUAGGUCCACGUCUCAUAUCUAUCUCUCUAUCUAUCAAUCACAGGAUUCUAAGGUUGCUGUUAUGAUGAGUGUGAAAACCUAUCUAAUGGAAAUAUAUCUUUGAGAGGUUGUAAUUAACAGGUUCAGUUUUGGAUUUGUAGAUUUUCAGUUAAGUGCUGUUACUCCACUGCCUCAAAGAAAUUGUUCAGUGAGCAGCAAGGUUUCCUUUUUUCCUCCAUUUACAAUUACACUAUUGUUUAUCAGUAACCAAAUGUGAUGGUGUACUGCCAUCAUCAUGUCUUUAGUGUGCUAGAGGUAACAGCAUAUUAAAAUUAAUUUUGUAACAUUGCAUUGAAAUGAAUGAAAAGCAAAAAUUGCUAGAGACAAUAUGUUUACAUUUGGCAAAUGUUAUUGUGUUUUGUUGGCGUGUUUGGUGAGUGGGGUGAUUUGGGUAAAGUCAGAAUGUAGGAUUAUUGAAAAAUGGCAUCAACUCCUUGAGAAGCAUUUACCAUUGAAACAAAUAGAAAAUUAAAUAGUUAGUUGCAACAUAAUGCAUUGAUAGCAUUCUCUAUUAAAAUGUGCUUUAUUACUUAGUUUCCCAAAGUGUAUGGAGGUAGAAUUCCAUUACCUUGUCCUACCUCUGAUUAUUAGAAUUCAAAAUAUAAUUUAGUUUUCUAAAAUGCACUGCAAGAAAGUCCUUUUGGUGAUGGUUAUUUUGUGCCAACACUUAACAUAAUUUGGUUUAAAUCAAUUUAAACAUUAGAAGAAAUAUGAAGGCUUUAUAAUAAGGCUGGCUGUUUUAAGGAUGCUGCAUAAUGUCAAAAUACUUAACCAUCAUAUCAUCUGUGGCAUUUAAGGUACAAGUAAAACCACAUGGAGCAUGCAUUUUAAUUUUUCUUUGUCGAUUUUCUCCCCAUCCUUUCUCCUUUUCCGAAGGUCUUCUCUCUUGUUAAGUAUGAUUUGAUAGGUGACCAUUGCCUGAGGCACCAAUAUGUAUGCAGUAUUGGCAGGCUAUUGUAUAGUACUAAACAUCAUAGUGAAACUUGAUUCAAUACAAUCUGUACACAUGGACUUCUACUUUCCAGGAGUUGCUGGUUAGUGAUUAGUAAUGCAAGUGCUGGUCAACCCUAACUUAGAGCACCAAAGGCCAUUGUAAUUGAGGAAUUGUGACUGUACUAUCUUGGGCUUUUAUUAAGAAAACUGAUAUGUCUAGAAUCAUCUGUUUACAAGACCUGUUUCUAGACCUGUUUUGUAAAGAAAGGACUUGCAUUGAUAUAGCAGUUUGACAUCCUCAGGUAAUCCCAGAGCACUUUAUUGUCAAUAACUUCUUUUGAAACAUAUUUAUAUUGUACAGUCAAAUGCAACAGCUAAUUUACACAAGAUCUUCCAAACAGAGAAAAUAAAAUGGAUGUGGACAUCAUUGACAAAACAAGCAUUUAUUUCCUAGGUCUAAUUCCCCUUACAAAUUAAUGGUGGUAGUCCACUUUCUUUGACUAAAAUGAAAUGACUUGGUGGACGAUUUCAGAGGACAGUUAAGAGUCAACUGUAUUGUCAUGGGUCUGGAGUUGCAGAUAGACCAUACAGUAGGAGAGCAGAUAUACUUCACUAAAAGACAUACUGAACCAGAUGGAUUUCUAUAACAAAACAAUAGUUUUUUAAUCCCCCAGUUUGUUUUAUUACUUAAUGUAAAUUUCAUAUGUCAUCAGAUUAUUACUUCUGGCUGCUGGACUUUUGUUAAUUUAAUGUUUUCCAAUAUGCUCUAAAUUAUGAUUGCUUGGUUGUGAUUCUUGAAGGAAGAACGUUGGCUGCUACACUGGCAGAACUCCUUACUGUUGAAAUAGUGUUAUGGAAUUUUCAAUUUGGCUAAGUGGCCAGAGCCUUCAUUUAAUAACACACCAAUAUACAGCACUUCCAACAUUGCAGCACCUCUUCAGUACAGCACAGAAAUGUUAGUUAAAUUAUUUGCUUAAUUUCUAAAAUGGGAUUUAAACCUGAUUCCUCUCAUUAUUUAACUAUUCAGCAUUUCAGUCAACAUUUUGUUUGCUUCCAGGUAACAAUUCUGUAGCUAGAUAAUGUCAGUGUUACGAAAAUAGGAGACACUGAACACUGGGGUGCAGUGGCAUUGCUUAAAUAGGUGUGUUCUUUAGGAUAGUUGUCUAGUUUUCUUUUAUCAUAAAUGUUUCCAGCAUUCUCCAUGAUCACACAAAAGAGGACAUUAAAUGUUAGAAUAGUUCAUUUUCUGUAAUAUUUUCUCCAGAUUUACAUAAUUAAAAUAAUAGUGAAGUUAAAUCUAUUGCUGUUGAUUCUGAGAUAUAAAGGUAUGUUUCUUCAUAAAUUUUGUCUUUUAACACUGGCACUAAAAUUAGUUGCAGAAAACUACCUCAUUAUGUUUCUAAGAUGAUCAGAUUCUAUUUGUGAGUAAAAAGAAUUCACUGAAUGCAUUGAGGCCAGGACCUGCCUGUCCUUGGGAUCUUGACCUUUUUACAUUAUAACAAAUGACAGUCGGAAAUAAUCUAUUAAAUAUGCAAUUUCCUGUCCCUCAUAAUAAAGCUUUGCUACUCGUAGCUUUCAUUACUGGGAUAAAAUGAUAAUUUAUGUUCAGAGAUAAUAGCACAAGGAGGUUAUAUUGGCUUUUUAAAAAAUCGAUAUGUUGUUGUAGUUGACCCAGUGACCUAAGCCUUUUGGGGAUAUGAUGGAUACUCGAUUGUUGUUAGCAAAUGUAGUUCUUGCUUUUGUAUGGCGACAAGCUGUGCCAAAUUGAUUUCUUCUUGUUGUACAGCAUAUCAGAAAUAGUGAUAAAUUAGUAGACUAAAUUGUAUCUCAGUCUUUGCCUAGUUGUAUUUGCAGUUAGCUGCACUUUUGACAUUUUUGACCUAAUUCUACUAUUAGGUAUAAUAAAUUACAUAGAACAUAACAGCAUAAAUUGUACCUCUGUCUUCACCUAUUGGUAUGUUUAGAGAACUGUAGCUGUAACAUUUUUAGAAAUGAUUCUGCUAUUGGGUUUAACAGGGUUAUAUUGGUUUAGUUCAAUUAUUCCAGAACAGAGCUUAAUUUAAUAACUAUCCAAUUUCUAGUUUAGUGGCCAAUUUUUAAUGUUUCCCUCAACCUUUUACUUAAUGAUGUAAUCUUUCUGAUCUCUUUGGAUUAUAUUUACUUCUACCAUUUUAACUUCCCCAGAAAGUUUUAAAAAAAAGACUUGAUCUGCAUAUCUUGAAGGUUUGUUGUGGUUCCUGUAUGUUAAUGAUAUGGUAAAUACAGUAGAAAAUUUUCUGAUAGCUAUAUCUAAUGAAAUUUCUUUAUUUUAAUUUUGCUAGAAAUACUUAUUUAGAGGGAACAUUACCAUUCAUAAUAUUAACAGUGAUUAGAGGAAGUUUAGGCUGUCGGUAACUAGCUGCUUGUGGACUGUGACUGAAAAAAGUGAAGGAGACAUAACAGACUCCAUGCUUUACACAAAAGAUAUCUCUUCCUUUUCUACAGGUAUACUGCCAAUUAAGUGUUGAGAAACAUAAGCUUCAGAUUUUUGAUUUGAUGCUGUCACAAAUUAUAGGCUCAGCCUUAGCCUCAAGUUUAUUUUAAAAGCCAACAGCUGUUAAUUUUAAACUCAAAAGCAAUUGCUGCUACUUUUAAGAGCUUUAAACAUUACAGCCCACUUUAAUGUUUGUAUUGUGCUAACAUUAUCUACUAUUCAAGUAAUGGAAAAUAAAUCUUAAAGAUGUGAGUUGGCUAAGUUGAGCUUGAUAGCAAUGGAAGUUCACUUAAAUCCUAUAAAUGAGGUUUUGACAUCUGAAUAAUAGACCUUCCCAAAAUGAAGUUAGAUUUCAAGUUGUCCCUUGUAGUGAAACUGUCGUUACUCCAAUUAGUUACAACUAUUUUAAUAACAAUGUGUUAUAAGCACUUUCAUUUAUACUCUUCUUUGGUUUUGAUAUUUUGCUAUGUUCAAAUGUGUCCUGCUCGGCAUGUUCAUGGGUCAAAAUUUAUAUUUUGUUUAAGCAUUCAAGAAUUUAGUAUGAUAUUAGAGCUAUGCUCUGCUAUUCUACUGCAACUUCUUAAAAAAAAAGUAUGCAUCAGGUGGUACCAUGUCCUUGUCACCAGAAGCUUAAUUUUGCCAGGGUGGCAUUUGGAGCACAGUUUGUUUUUGCUGACCCUAGGCUUGGGAUCAGGAAAAUUCAUAAGAUAAUACCACCAAAAUAGGAGGAAUGAAAAUUGUUUUUUGAAUUAUUAGUAUACAUAGUUUCAGGUGAACUAAAGGAAAUUGCAAAUUGCUGCAUCAUAUAAAUUACUUUGCAGUAUGGGCCCAGUAAUCAAACUAAAUCUUGUGAUUUAAGAAAUGCGAGUAUUGCUUGUACAUAAAGACUUAGUCGUCUUUUUGAGCUACCUCAUUAAAAAUCUACAUUGUGCAAAUCUGGGCAUCAAGAAACUUGGUCAGUUUAGGUGACUAAUGUAAAUGGCAUUGCAUGGCAAUUCAAACCAGAACUUUUUCAGUUACUAGUAUCUUACUUUUUUAAAAGUAUUGUUAGAAAUGCCAUUUGAAGGAUUAGUCUAGUUUUUAAACCACCCAGUUAUUGCACUAGACCAAGAAGACCCAAAGAUCCAUGUUUGUAUUAAGUUGCCUGGUCUCAAUUGGCACAGGGAGGGGAAACAACAAUUCCAUGAGCAUGAGGUAGGGAGAUAAAACAGCAAAAGUUUAUGCUUACUGUAUGUAUUUUUGUUAGUUAAAGAUAUGAUUGGGGGAGGGGGGCUGCUGAAGAGUUGCCAGUGCUUGUGGAAUCACAUCCCAUCAAGAUUGGGAGGAAAGAAAUAUUAGUUUGUUAGCUGAUGCAUUUAUUUUUCUUCUUUGCAUUUUAAAAUGUGUAGUUGCUCGCUUUAGGGUUGAGGAUAAUUAACUGGUUUGCAGCUCUAAACCCUGUGAUUUAUGAGAACUGUAUGUACAAUCAUACGCCAUUGUUUAUUGGAAUACAGAAUGGUCAGAUGGAAUGAGCAUUGGCCAUUUUGGUAAACUAUACACAUUAGAGAUUGACUCCUUGUCACAUUCUAAUUUGGACAGAAUCCUUCAGAACAAUUGCUCCAAGUUUAAAAUUAUAUUGCCGAAUGAUUGAUUUUAGGGUUUUCCAAGUAUUCUCUUUUAGCUUUUUUUAAGGGUAUCGCAAACAGCACCGAAGAAUUAUAAUUGAUUAAAUAUAGUUUUCAUAACACAUUUGAAAUAAAUAUACUUUUAUUGGAGAUAUUUUGCUUUUAUUAAAAGUCCUUUCCUGUUUUCAAAAUAUGAACCACUUAAUAUUUUAAUUGAUUUUAUAAAUUGGUUUCCUUUACAUUUGAUAAACUUGAGCAAAGCCAACAAUCUCUGCAAAUUAUCAAUUGUAUUGCAAGUAAUCUACAUUUUCAAAAAUCUGCUCAGAGUUUAGGUGCAUAAUUGUCUUGUAUAUGGUUUUUUUAAAAACAGUAAUUUGCACCAGUAGUUAGCAAUCUCUACUCCCCAAAGUCAGCACAGGAACAGCUUAUUUAUUUAUGUCUUUUUAUUUAAGUGACCUUAAUGCCCAGUGCAUUGGGAUCCUGAAUCUUGCACAUUGUUGACUUGCGCAUCAAUGGGAAUUGUUGAACAGAGACUGAUAGAGGUUAAAGCAUCAGAGUUCCUUUUACGGUUGGUACAUUAUAUCCCAUGCACUUAAGCUGUUUUAAAAUGGGCAUAAUUUUUACAAAGAAAAUGAUAAGGCAAUUUUAUAAUCCAUAUUUUUUGAAUGGAAUCAUGAAUAUCAGUCUUACAGAAUUAAGUUUACAAUUGAUAUUGUGAAUUAAAUACUAUUUACUUGCAAAUCACCUACAAUAUUAAAGGGGAUUAUUCUGGUCGGAGUAUCUGUUUAAAGGAAUAUUUUAUUGGGACAACUUAAAUAUUAAUUUGCACUUCCAGCUUUUUAUGAAUUUUUGAUAGUAAACCUAUGUAACAUUUGUUUCCCUAAAAUUUCUAACCUGCAAAAUACCAAUCUGCUAUGGGUCAAAAAUUCAGUUUGAAAUCAGCAGUCAAUUUGUUUUUGUCAGUAAAUUUGGUACCUACUGCCUGAAAUGCAAUAUUAAUUUAAUGACAUGAAGCAAAUAACACCAUUGUCAUUUAGACAAAUUGUAGCCUGAAUUACAUUGGCAAUAUGAGUUACAUUGCAAAUGGAAAACGUCCUCUUAAAGUUUGACUCACUGUGCUAGGCAGUCUAACUUGUUUUUUCUUGCUUCUUUAUAAUACUAUAUUGAAUGUUGUUACAAGACUCUGAAUAUACAUGAAUCCUAAUUUAUUUCUGUAUGAAAUCUAUUUUUAAUAUUGAGUUACAAGUGCUGUUUAAUGUACCUCACCAAUUAAAAUAAGUAAGAUUUUGCCAAAAAGUUGCAGUUAUUUUCUGUUACAACUUUACUGCACUUGUGCUUAUAAUGAUGGUUAUUAAACACUUAAAACAUUGGCAGUUAAUUGUAUUUCAGGGAUAGUAGAGAAGCAUCACUUCGGUUUCAGUUGACAUUAGAAGGUACCUAAAGACAAGAGCUAGAUGUGGAAGAUUUAAUAACAAAUGCAACACUUGAGUUACAAUCAUUGCAUUAGACUUUUGGCUUCAAAUUAUUUAGAUGCAAAAUUAGUUAUUUGGAAUGAUUAGUGUCCAGUCUUAUAAGUGGACUUGAAUAUAUUUGUAAAAGCCAAGUUUAACUCUUCUAAGAAUUAUUUUUUAAAAUUUUAAACUCCUGAGCAUUGACUACUACCAACUAAUGAGAACUAUAAAGAUUUUUUAAAACUAAGUACUAUAAUUCUGAAAUAAACCGUAAAAUGCUGGAAAUGCAAAAGUGGAUCAAAGACCAGCUGAUACUUUCACUAUAUGCUUUCUGUCAGGGUGGAAUCAAAGAAAGGGUUUAAAGUGGAAACAUAAGAUGGAAUUCUUAAGUCCCAGAGGAGGUGAGGUAGGAAGUGGAAAGCAUGUUUUAUUAAGCAAUAGGAAGAUGCAUAAAAUUCCCAAUAUUUUUCCACCUCCAACUGCAUUAAGUGCUGGGUGGGAAACCCCAUGGCUGACCUUCCCGUCUUGAUGUUAAUUGAGACCCUUGUGGACAAUUGAGGACCACUUAACAGCCUCUGCCUACCACAGCUGGGAUUAAAACAACAGCACAUAGCUUUCCAAAUAAGUGUCCUUCCCAGAGUGUAAAGUGCAAGCAGCUUGUUACUGUCACUGUUGGGAGGUUGUGUGGUUUAAAAAAAAGUUAAAAGCUCACAGUGCCUGAUUGAGGGAAGGGAAUUCCUACGAACCUCUCCCCAUGAUACCCCACACAAAUCCCCUUUCUUUGACCUUUCUUUGGGUUGCUGAUCUUUGGGCUGCAUUCUGAACAGCAGCCAUGGCUUUCUGGUUGGUGUGCAGAGUGAUUGGGUUGCCAGCAACUCCUGUCAGCAAAGACUUCUGCCCCCUGAGGGCCUUAUUCUGAGUAAAGACACACCAUUGUACUCUUAACUGCCUGAUGAGCAGAAGAGAAGGCGACCUUACACUUGAGAGAGGGUAUCACUUCUUCAGCCAACGUGUUGGAUUCAGUCAAACUCCCUGUGUAUGUGUGUUUUUCUCUCUCCCUCCAGAUUCUGUAUUGGCAGUGUUUUCUCAGAUUUCGUUUUUUAAAUCCAUUUCUUUAGGUAGGGUAUGUAUAAACUUUAGAUAUACUGUCAAGGUUGUGCAUAAUAAGUUGACAAAAGUCCACAUACAAUUGUAUAUUCCACUUUAAACAACAAAUUCAUAAAUACCCAGUUGUCCAUAAAAAUUACUUUUAGCCACAGUCCAAAGAUGUGCAGGUCAGGUGAAUUGACCAUGUUAAAUUGUCCAUAGUGUUAGGUAAUGGGUAAAUGUAGGGAUAUUGGUGGGUUGCGCUU
Messenger RNA from Chiloscyllium plagiosum (whitespotted bambooshark), 12029 nucleotides. It is a transcript of the gene arid3a, whose product is annotated as AT-rich interaction domain 3A. The record is from RefSeq and is a predicted model, not a curated record. Gene Ontology annotation, biological process: regulation of transcription by RNA polymerase II. Gene Ontology annotation, molecular function: DNA binding. NCBI's taxonomy places the organism in Eukaryota, Metazoa, Chordata, Chondrichthyes, Orectolobiformes, Hemiscylliidae. Gene Ontology annotation, cellular component: nucleus.